Molecule: messenger RNA, 2223 nt
Organism: Suricata suricatta (meerkat)
Lineage: Eukaryota; Metazoa; Chordata; Mammalia; Carnivora; Herpestidae
Gene: DBH
Product: dopamine beta-hydroxylase
Exons: 12
Coding region: 1-1833 (610 amino acids)
Biological process (GO): dopamine catabolic process; norepinephrine biosynthetic process; octopamine biosynthetic process
Cellular component (GO): secretory granule membrane
Molecular function (GO): dopamine beta-monooxygenase activity; copper ion binding
Source: RefSeq, a predicted model, not a curated record
AUGCAGGCCCCCAGCCCCAGCACGAGAGAGGCGGCCUCCAUGUACAGCACGGCGGUGGCCGUCUUCCUGGUCAUCCUGGUGGCCGCGCUGCAGAGCUCGGCGCCCCCCACGGACCCCUUCCCCUACCAGAUCCCCUUGGAUCCCAAUGGCUCCCUGCAGCUGUCCUGGAACGUCAGCUACGCGGACGAGACGGUUUACUUCCAGCUGCUCGUGCUGGAGCUCAAGGCUGGUGUCCUGUUUGGGAUGUCGGACCGUGGCGAGCUGGAAAACGCUGACCUGGUCGUGCUCUGGACCGAUGGAGGCAGAGCCUAUUUUGGGGACGCCUGGAGUGACCAGAGAGGACAGAUUCAGCUGGAUUCCCAGCAGGACUACCAGCUGCUGAGCGCACAGAGAACCGGGGAAGGCCUGAGCCUGCUCUUCAAGAGGCCUUUUGACACCUGUGACCCCAAUGAUUACGUCAUCGAGGACGGCACCGUGCACCUCGUGUACGGGGUCCUGGAGGAGCCGCCCCGGGCUCUGGAGGCCAUCAACGUCUCGGGACUGCGGACGGGGCUGCAGAGGGCACAGCUGUUGAAGCCCAGCGUCUCCACCCCGGCCUUGCCCGCGGACAGUCACACCAUGGAGAUCCGUGUCCCCAACAUCCUGAUCCCCAGCCAGGAGACCACGUACUGGUGCCACGUCGUUGAACUUCCAGCAGGUUUCCAGAAGCACCACAUCGUCAUGUACGAGCCCAUCGUCACCAAGGGCAACCAGCUACUGGUGCACCACAUGGAGGUCUUCCAGUGCACCCCCCCACUGAAGAGCUUCCCUCUGUUCAGCGGGCCCUGCGAUUCCAAAAUGAAGCCCCCGGACCUCAACUACUGCCGCCACGUGCUGGCCGCCUGGGCCCUGGGUGCCAAGGCCUUCUACUACCCGGAGGAAGUAGGCCUUGCCUUUGGGGGCGAUGAGUUCUCCAGAUUUCUCCGUCUGGAAGUUCACUACCACAACCCGAUGGAGCUUGGAGGCCGGCGCGACUCCUCGGGCAUCCGCCUGUACUACACGACCCGGCUGCGCCCUUCGGAGGCGGGCGUCAUGGAGCUGGGGCUGGUGUACUCGCCCACGAUGGCCAUCCCCCCGCAGGAGAGCGCCUUUGUCCUCAGCGGCUACUGCACGGACGAGUGCACCCGGCUGGCCCUGCCUCCCUUGGGGAUCCACAUCUUCGCUUCACAGCUGCACACACACCUGGCGGGGAGGAAGGUGCUCACCGUGCUGGUCCGGGACGGCCGCGUGAUGGAGGUUGUGAACAGGGACGACCACUACAGCCCUCACUUCCAGGAGAUCCGCAUGUUGAAGAAGGUGGUGUCUGUGUACCCGGGGGACGUUCUCGUCACUUCCUGUACCUACAACACAGAAGACAGGAAGCUGGCCACUGUGGGGGGCUUUGGAAUCAAUGAGGAGAUGUGCGUGAACUACAUCCACUACUACCCCGUGACAAAGCUGGAACUCUGCAAGAGCACCGUGAACCCAGACUUCCUGCAGAAGUACUUCCACCUGGUGAACAGUUUCAAUGAUAAGGAAGUGUGCACCUGCGCCCAGGCCUCUGUCACUGACCAGUUCGAGUCAGUUCCCUGGAACUCGUUCAGUCGAGAGAUGCUCAGGGCCCUGUACGGCUUCGCCCCCAUCUCCGUGCACUGCAACAAGUCCUCGGCCGUCCGCUUCCAGGGUAAUUGGGACCGGCAGCCCCUGCCGAAGAUCACAUCCAGGCUGGAAGAACCCACCAGUCACUGCCCAGCCAGCCAGGGUCGGCGCUCCUCCGGCCUCACUGUGGUCAGCAUUGGUGGGGGCAAAAGUUGAGUGGGGUCGACCCCACCCCCCUCUCUGCACUGUGGCUGUGGGAUCAUACCAGCCCUGUGCACCCCGACUCUGUGAAGACCCCCGUGAACAGCUCUGUGCGCUCAGGAUGAGUGGGCAGGGCCCGGCCCCUGCCUGAGGCCACGGUCCAUUCUAGCUUUUGCCCUUCAAGGGCCCCUUGGAUGGCCGACAGGGUCCGGUGAGAGUCCCCUGUUGGCCCUCUUGGGCCUGGGGAGACCCAGGCCUCCUCCACACCCCCUCGGUGGCCCCGAGCCCCGCCUUCCUCCCUGGUCCUGGCUGCGGGGCCGACCCCCUCCCCCUGCCCCCGUGUCCCCUGCCCCAGUCCAAAGCCAUCUGUGUCAGUGCGUUGGGUACACACGCUGCUAAACCGUU